UUUCAGAAUUUCUUUCAGGGUUUAGAUGGAGUAGAGCUCUGUUUCAAUAGAAACCCUAGGAAUCAAAUCGAGGGGGCAUAUCUGUAUUUUUAAUCUACAGUUUGCUGAUAAAUAUCUUUACUUCCACCAUUUGAAUUCUCUCCUUCAUCUUCUUUGCCGUCAAAACCUUAUCUUCGGUUCAGUUGAAGCAAAAAAAAGCACAACAAAGCGGCUAUGGCUUCUACUGUUGCUACUUCUCUGCUCCUCCCAUCUCUAAACCCUAAUACGAUAUCUUCCGGGAAUUCGAAACCCACUUCUAUUUCCUCAUUUUGUCCUUCUUUCGCUAAGCCAAUUUCGGCUUCAUUUUCUCGCUCCUUGACUUCGUUUGCCUUUCAACCUGUGUCAUCUCGUUUAGGGGCUAAGGUUUCCAUUUCUUCGGAGCUUGGCGAGGAAGAGGCCUUCAGUGAGGAAGAAGAUGGGGCUAGCUUCGCUCCUGACCUCAAACUCUUCGUGGGUAAUCUUCCUUUCAGUGUUGAAAGUUCCGACCUCGCUGGUCUGUUCGGGAGCGCUGGAACUGUUGAGAUGGUAGAGGUGAUUUAUGACAAGAAUACUGGGAGAAGCAGAGGAUUUGGUUUUGUUACUAUGUCAAGUGCUGAAGAAGCUGAGGCAGCCGCUCAGCAGUUCAAUGGCUAUGAAUUUGAGGGGAGGGCAUUGAGAGUGAAUGCUGGACCUCCUCCACCAAAGGAAUCUUCUUUCAGAGGGUCCAGAUUUGGUGGAGGUGGCGCAUCUUUUGGUGUAGGUGGCGGAUCUUUUGGUGCAGGUGGUGCAACAUUUCAUCCAGCCAAUCGCCUCUAUGUUGGUAACCUUCCCUGGGGUAUUGAUGAUUUAGCUCUUCAGAACCUAUUCAGUGAGCAGGGAAAGGUUGUGGAAGCCAGGGUUGUCUAUGAUAGGGAUAGUGGUAGAUCUCGGGGUUUUGGAUUUGUUACUUAUUCUUCUUCUGAAGAAGUUGACAAUGCCAUUGAGUACUUGAAUGGCGCUGAGUUGUCAGGCAGAUCAAUUAUAGUCUCUGUGGCAGAAUCUAAGCCUAGACGUCAAUUUUGAGCACUGGAUUUCUGAUAAAAUCCCCCUAAGAGUGCUAUGGGAUCUGCAAGAUGCAGCUGCGAUUAAUUUUGCCGCUCAAGGAAGAAUUGUAGAACAUGCCCCUUUGUAUUUUAUGGUAGCUGUAUCUGGGCCUAGGGGCUAUCUGGUCUCUCUGAUCACGGGCCUUUGGAUCAACAAGAGCUGAUAGUUUGUGUUCACAUAUCUUGAUGUUGGUUUUGAAUGCCAGAUUCCAGAUAAAAGUGAUAUGUCCAUUUUGAAAAUAUAAAUGACUGAAUGGUUUGAUUUUUCGAUAUUUUAGAAUAAUAAUUGUGCUUGUUAAAUGAUUAUAUUGAAAUGUGAAUCUUGAUUACUCAUCUA
Messenger RNA from Tripterygium wilfordii, 1437 nucleotides. Its product is annotated as RNA-binding protein CP29B, chloroplastic-like. Gene Ontology annotation, molecular function: mRNA binding. NCBI's taxonomy places the organism in Eukaryota, Viridiplantae, Streptophyta, Magnoliopsida, Celastrales, Celastraceae. Gene Ontology annotation, cellular component: cytosol. The record is from RefSeq and is a predicted model, not a curated record. Bases 214 to 1080 code for a protein of 288 amino acids. The transcript is spliced from 5 exons.